GCCACCGGAUUCAUCUCCAAAACCCAAAACCCCCAGGGACGGAGGAAUGCUGCAGACCACCUUCCACUUCUACUCCACAUUUCCGGCAUCCAUUCCCCCCAAAGUCCUCUCUCUUUCUUCACUCUUCGUCCCCUCAUCACUCGCGUCUCACCGCCCCCACCCUCACCAUCACUGGCAACUGAAGCAACCCCUUAAGAAGAAGCAUUUCCUGGUCUUGGCAUCCAGCUACGAAGUGGGUGGGGGUUACCCAGAUGAUGAAUUAGACUCGCAGGACAGAACGCACAGGACCCAGCAACCAGAACUGGGGAAUCAGAAGUUGGACGCAACUCAGUGUGAAGCUUUACUCAAAGGAGGCGAGCAAGUAACUUCUGUUCUUGAAGAGAUUAUUACUCUUCUGGAAGAUAUGAACAUGGAUGAGGCAUCUGAGGAGGUGGCUGUGGAAUUGGCUGCACAAGGAGUGAUAGGGAAAAGAGUUGAUGAGAUGGAAUCUGGGUUCAUGAUGGCCCUAGAUUACAUGAUCCAACUUGCUGAAAAGGACCAAGAUGAUAAGCGCAAGUCCUUGUUGGAGAUAAUCAAGGAGACUGUAUUAUCACAUCUUACAAAAAAAUGCCCUCCACAUGUUCAAGUUAUUGGUCUCCUCUGUAGAACACCCCAAAAGGAAAGUAGACAUGAACUAUUACGCCGAGUAGCUGCUGGUGGUGGUGCUUUUAAAGCUGAGAAUGGAACCAAAGUUCAUAUUCCUGGAGCAAAUCUAAAUGAUGUAGCAAACCAGGCUGAUGAUUUACUCGAGACAAUGGAAACUCGACCAGUAAUUCCAGAUCGGAAAUUACUUGCAAGGCUUGUUUUGAUCAGAGAAGAAGCUCGGAAUAUGAUGGGAGGUGGAAUUCUGGACGAAAGAAAUGACCGUGGUUUUAAUACUCUUCCUCAGUCAGAAGUAAACUUCUUAACAAAACUGGUAGCUUUAAAACCUGGGAAAGCUGUCAAGGAAAUGAUAAAAAAUGUUAUGUUAGGAAAGGAUGAAGGUGAUGAUAAUUCUUUCAGUGAUGGCGAUUAUACUGAUAGCAGAGUAAGAUCUGCUGGAAUUGCUGGACGGGCCAGUGUUACAGGACAGAAACCACUUCCUGUUCGCCCUGGCAUGUUUCUUGAGACCGUAACCAAGGUGUUGGGUGGUAUAUAUGCUGGAAAUGUCUCUGGUAUUACUGCACAACAUCUGGAAUGGGUUCAUCAGAAGACUCUUCAAGUUCUUGAAGAAAUUGCAUUCUAGUUUCCUGCAGCGGUACGCAUCAGCUGCUCAAUUACAUUAUUCAUUCAUUUUUGGUCCUCAUGUCUUAUGCAAGCAAAAUGAUUUGUAGUUAGAGUCUACUGAAUUCCAAACUGCAGUAUCGUAAAAUCAUACGUCAUUGAGAAGCCAAGCACUUUGCAUGUAUAUAUUCUAGACUGAAAUGCAAAACACUGUAAUUAUUUUAAGUCCUUAAUCAAAUCUUCAAUGAUGA
Rubroshorea leprosula is the source of this 1493-nucleotide messenger RNA. The record is from the annotation of a GenBank genome assembly. Lineage: Eukaryota; Viridiplantae; Streptophyta; Magnoliopsida; Malvales; Dipterocarpaceae.